UGGACUUGGCUCUCCUUUCCCCGCCCCCAGGCCGCGACGCUACUUCUCCUUCACUUGGCAGCCGGGCCGAGCCUGGGUAGGUGGGUGUGUGCCAGGGAAGAGAAAGAAGCCCCUCCGUUUCCUGGCUGCCUGUGCCCUGCCCCCAACUCCUACCCCCUUGCCUUUGAGCUCUGCGGCUCUGCUUCUGGCCCCCGACUGACUGUCCGUGCGUCUGUCCGCCGGAGGAGAUGCGGCAACACAGACGGCUGAGCGCUCAAGUUUUACGGAAUAGCCAGAGUUUGAUGGAGAAUCGUUCGGAUGACAGCGGGAACAGUUGUAAUCACCGGUGGAAUACUAGCAACUGUGAUCUUACUCUGCAUCAUUGCUGUCCUGUGCUACUGUCGGCUCCAGUACUACUGCUGUAAGAAAGAUGACUCUGAUGAUGAAGAAGAGGAAGAAGGACAUGAUCUUUCUGCUCCAUCAAGAUUUUCCACCUGCAAUUCUUGCAACUCCCAAGUCCGGGAUGGACAAGGUGACCUGGCACCACUGCCCAGUGAGCCCUCUGACCAGCAUCGAGGUGCUCAGAGCCACUGUCCCAGUUGUGCCCCUUACAGCUCCCCCUUUUACAUACGGACAGCUGACAUGGUCCCCAAUGGUGGGGAGAGGCUCACCUACACUCCCACUUGCUACAAGGAGUUGGGGCCUCCACCCCUCAAAAUGUCAUCGCUCCAGAGUUUCCCGGUGACCCGACCAGGCCUUGGACGUGAGGCCUUUACCAAUCCAAGGGCUAUUAGUACAGAAGUAUAACCUUACCUACCCACCACCCCCUGCUGCCCCCUUUGGAGCAAAGCAGGGCAGUGAGAAGCCCCUGCCCCAUGGAUGAUCUGUUUUCAUAGGUUUUCUUGCUACAGAAUAUAGGGUUCUCUGGGAUGUGUUAAUGGGUAAGCUGAGAACAAAUGUGACAUUGACACUCAGGCAUCUGACUACUGAAAGGACAUUGCAGCAGGAAGGGAGAGGGGGAAAGGGAGACCCCUUCACCUGAUGGGAAAAGUUUGCAGCUCACUACAACUUUACCUACAAUGCCACUUGUAUCAACCAGUGGGGCUUCUUCACCAGGGCUAUGUGCAAAACAAAUACACCCAUGGCUACACCCAUGCUUCACUAAGACUUUACAGAAUCCAGAGUCAGGGCAUACCCAGGUAAGCUGUGCAUCCCUGGAGCCCUCAACCAAGUCCUUGUUAGAAGGACUGAGCAAACUCUGAAGAUGGGAGCUAAGGAAUUCUGGGGCCUUGGAUCUGGCAGGGGGAUGGGAGAGGGGGAGGCACACUUUCUGGGAAAAAUGGAGGUAAAAGUCAUGUCUAGUUUGAUCAUUUUGUAAUCCUGGUAUUGUAAUAGUUGCAAUGACUGAGUACUUCUAGCACUUAGAGUUGAAUAGGAAGCCCUGUGACUAGUUCCUUUAUAUCAGACUCAUAGAUGUCACACACAAACUACCCCUACACCUCUCCAUGGGCAACAGGUGGCAUUGACCUCAUUGUGGGGGGAGAGACUUACAGAGGGGAUUGGAUCAUGCCAAACCAUUUUUUAAAAUUGAAAAAAAAAACACCUCGUCUUGAUUUGGAGACUUAGCGAUGGCAGGGUUUUAUUAAAAGGCUGAAACACG
Messenger RNA from Phascolarctos cinereus (koala), 1639 nucleotides. The record is from RefSeq and is a predicted model, not a curated record. Lineage: Eukaryota; Metazoa; Chordata; Mammalia; Diprotodontia; Phascolarctidae.